AUGGAAAUAUCACAAUAUUUACAUAGAACGUAUGUAUGAUUGGUCUGAGGAGAUCACCCACUUCUUCCUAGCGAAAUUUCGUGAACAACUCUCUCAUUAAAGGCGUCCUUGUAUGAUGGAGAAGAUUCAGCACAGUGAAGUGGAAGUGAAGGGAUUGAAGCUGCACGUGGCAGAGAUUGGAACUGGGUCCAAGGCAGUGCUAUUCUUACAUGGAUUCCCAGAGAUCUGGUACACAUGGAGGCACCAGAUGAUUGCUGUGGCAAACGCUGGUUAUAGAGCUAUUGCCUUUGAUUUCAGAGGCUAUGGANUCUCUCAGCAACCAGCUGAGCCAGAAAAGGAAACCAUGUAUGACCUAGUUCAUGAAAUUGUGGGUCUUUUGGAUGCUUUAGGCAUCACCAAGGCUUUCCUUGUUGGCAAGGAUUUUGGGGCAAUGGUAGCAUAUCGUACAGCAGCUGUGCACCCAGAAAGAUUUUGUGCUGUAAUAACUUUAGGCAUUCCUCCUGGUCCCUAUUCUAUCCAAAACUACCUUCUCCCCAAAGGCUUCUACCUUACUAGGUGGCAGGAGCCUGGAAGAGCAGAAGCAGAUUUUGGUCGGUUUCCUGUGAAAUCGGUGAUAAGGAACAUCUACACUCUCUUCUCUAAAAGUGAGGUUCCAAUAGCAGCUGAUGAUCAAGAAAUCAUGGACUUGUUCAACCCAUCUACUCCUCUACCACCAUGGUUCUCUGAGGAAGACCUUGCAACCUAUGCAUCUUUAUAUGAAAAAUCUGGAUUCAGAUAUGCAUUGCAGGUUCCUUACAGGAGUCUCAAUGUGAAAAGUGGCUCAAGGGACGUGAAGAUUACAAAUCCAGCACUUCUCGUCAUGGGUGAGAAAGAUUAUGUUUUCAUGUUUCCAGGCACGGAGGACUAUAUCCGAAGUGGGGCAGUGAAAAAUGUUGCGCCGUACUUGGAAAUCACAUAUAUUCCGGAAGGAAGCCAUUUUGUGCAUGAACAACUUCCAGACAAGGUGAACCAGCUCAUCAUUGAGUUCAUUGACAAACAAAGUAUCUAAAUCUGUUAUACGGCCAAAAGGAUGUUUCCAUUAAGAUCUGUGUAAUUAAGAUCCUACAGUUCAUGAAGAAGGGGGUAUACGUUGUAAUAAAGUCUGGGAGUUCAUAUCAAAAUAAAAUCUGCAAUUUGUGAUGGUUUAUGGUAUAAAGAGAUAAUAAAGAACUUAGUGUCAUAUAUCGUUUAUGGCCCAACCUAAACUUAUUAACCUCUGGAAACACUUGAGUAGGCUUGCAAAACUUUACCAGUGCCACCAAUGGCAGAAUAUGAAAAAAAUUCAAAAGUAAAGCAAAAAACACAUAUAUGAUAGUAAGAUAUAAGACUCAUCUGA
Molecule: messenger RNA, 1375 nt
Organism: Vigna radiata var. radiata (mung bean)
Lineage: Eukaryota; Viridiplantae; Streptophyta; Magnoliopsida; Fabales; Fabaceae
Product: bifunctional epoxide hydrolase 2
Exons: 6
Coding region: 113-1048 (311 amino acids)
Molecular function (GO): hydrolase activity
Source: RefSeq, a predicted model, not a curated record